CCAAGACAACCACAGCGCCAUCCAGGAAGACAUCAACCCACCGCAAACAGUCCGCCUGCAUCGUCCAUAAUGGCCCCAUACCAGCACCUCGACGACCCCUAUGACUACGAAUCAUCCCCUACCCCGCGGAAACCCAUCUUCACAGCCUGCCGCGCCUUCUCCGUCGUUUUCGCCGUCGCCGUGUUCGCCGUCAUCAUCUUCCAAGCGCAGAUUUGGACACUGCUGCAGAAAAUUCAUUUCGGGCAAUGCGGAGGGGCGAUAACGCACAACGUGCUCUUCCACGACCGCAAGGAUCUAGGAGAUGCGGGAGCGGUGGGGGAUCAAGCGUGGAAAGCGCUGAUGCCGCCUCCGACGGCAGAUUCGCGCGAGGGGGUGAUCACCGUACAGAUCAACGAGACGUAUACGCUUCCCUACGAAGCCUCCUACACCCACGCCCUCCACUGCCUCGACGCCAUGCGCAACAUGUUCUUCCACGAGCCCGCUUCCGUCCUCCAAGCCAACAUCAAAAAGCGUGAGCACAUGGGACACUGCCUGUCUUACGUAGCACAGCACGUCCUCUGCUCCGCCGACGACACAAUCGAGCGCGUGAAACCCCCGCGAGAUUCUGCGGGCAACUACCUCCCCGAAGAAGGCGACGGGCAGAGCGCGCGGCAGGAGUUGCAUACCUGCCGCGAUCGAUCGAAGACAGAGCAGAUACUGCACGAGUUGACGCACGCAGAGCCGAGAUCGCUGAAGUAUCCCGAGGUGAGGAGGGAGGUUGAUCGUCUCGAUGAAUACUAUGAGGAGUGUCCGGGGUGUUUUUAUAAUUGAGGUUUAGGAGGGAAGAG
Messenger RNA from Mytilinidion resinicola, 827 nucleotides. RefSeq lists its product as uncharacterized. The transcript is spliced from 3 exons. Gene Ontology annotation, biological process: mycotoxin biosynthetic process. Lineage: Eukaryota; Fungi; Ascomycota; Dothideomycetes; Mytilinidiales; Mytilinidiaceae. The coding region runs from base 70 to 810 and encodes 246 amino acids. The record is from RefSeq and is a predicted model, not a curated record.